This is a messenger RNA of Symbiodinium necroappetens, 2201 nucleotides long. Lineage: Eukaryota; Dinophyceae; Suessiales; Symbiodiniaceae. The record is from the annotation of a GenBank genome assembly.
GCGGCGGCGGUGCUGGCCGGUUGCGCGGCUUGGGCUGCGACGCUUUCCACCCCGGUUUUCAGACCCGGCUGUGCCCGGCCUGCGGCGCCGCGGUGCGGCGUGCGGGCGGGGCGCUUCACGCCCGGCGGGCCCACGGCGUCAUUACGGGCAGCGGGGGGCACGCGGAAGCCGCCGUCCUCAAGACCCUGCCGAAGGUGGUGGCCGACUACCAGGCCAGGCCGGACUACGGCCCGACUCAGGCCGCGGCGGUGAAGACACUCGACGGCUUCAAGCAGACGGUGCUGACGGCGCAGAGCGCCGAGGCGGCGAGCGCAGAGCAGCUCUCGGCCAUGGCGGGCCAGGCCAAGACCGACGUGCUGCCGCUGCUGGCGACGACGAUCAGCCAGAAUCUCGAGAUGGCCAAGAUGGGCCAGCUCAGCCGGGCGCGGACCAUCACGCCGGAGAUGGCCAAGGCCCACAACGCGAGCCUAGCGACGCUGCAGGACCAGGUUCAGACCCUGCUGGCGGAGAUUGCCGCCGCCGCGUCCGGCGGAGGUCGACUGGAGCCACUUCGGAACCGCGGCGGGAGCCGGCUGAUGCCCAACAUUCCCUACAACUACCACCCGGCCGGCGGGCCGGGGCUGGUCGCGCGGCCCGCCGGUUGCGCCGGCGCGCCGGCCGAAGGCGCGCUCGACAUCAUCACUGCCGCCCCGAAGGUCUAUGCCGCGGUCGGCGGGGUCAACAUGGUCGCCGCGACCUGGGCGCAGCUUCAGGCCGCGACGCUGACCACCCGGGUCGGGCCGGCCGCCGGCUGGUUGUUCGUGCGCGAGCAGAACUGGCGCAUCAACUCCUUCCGGGUCGCCUGCCAGAUGGGCGGCUUCGGGCUGCCGGGUCAGCUCACCCGCUCCCAGGUGCAGCAUCACGCCGAAACCUCGGAGAAGGCACAGCUCUCGUACGUCGCCGGCGCGACCUUCGCCGCGCUGCUGGCCGACCGCGUGGCCGGCCUGGUCGGUGGGCCGGCCAACUUCAUGCAUCUCAACGUCUUCGUGGGCGCCGGCGGCGCCGUGACCUACGUCGCCGCCGGCGGCGCGCAGCCCGACUACGUCUCGCGUUUCGGCGCGGCCGGGCCCUUCCAGGUCUGGGAGGCGAAGGGCAGCGGCGGCGGGGUCGUCGGCGGUUUCCUGACCACCGGGGCCGCCGCCGUCGGCGCCGCCGCCGGCACCGGCGGCCGGCUCAACGAAGCGUUGCUGCAGCUCAACAACGUGGCGACCGUGGGGGCCGCCGCCGCGGCGCCCGACGCCAAGAUCGCCUGCAUGGCGCGCGGCUACAACACCGGCGCCUGGCAGAUGCACGUCAGCGAUCCCGGCACGGUCUCGGGCGGCCUCGGCGAUUCGCCGGAGGAGAGCGACGCGCUCUUCAAGGCCUAUUACCGGGGCUGGCUGGGCACGCUGCGCCUGUUCGAGGGCCGCAAGGCGACGACCACGCGCAGCUUCGCCGGCCAGGACUUCUUCUGCUUCCCGCUGGCGGCCAGCGACAGCCUGGUGGGGGUGGACGCACGCCUGGUCGAGAUCUUUCAGAAGCUCUCGCCCAGCACCAUCGACCCCAGCCAGACCGACCCGAAGGUCAGCGCCGGCAAGCUCUCCGAGGCGCUGCUCGACGUGCUGGAGAAGCCCGGCUACAGCGGCGCCGGCAAGUCCGAGACCGAAGCGGUGAACUCCAACGGCCUCUACACCCUCCUGUCCGACGAGGCCGUCGAAUCCCUGGAGAUGGCCAUGGUGACGCCGAGCAGCCAGCCCACACGCAACACCAAGCUCACCGGCGCGGGCGGCGCGCCGGGAGUCACCCGGGCGGUGCUCUGCAGCCUGAGCGAGUUCACCGGCCUGUCGAGCGCGAUCCGGAUCGCGCUCAGCGUCGAGGAGGUGGCCCACGACGUCACCGAGCAGCUCCCCUGGACCGUGGUGCCCUACAGCUUCUACGAGGUCUCCGUGUCGCCCAACGGCGCCUGGUGGCUGCCGGCCGGCCCGACCUGGCCGCCCGCGCCGAAGAGCGCCGCCUUCUGGAAAAACGUCUCCUCCAGCGAUCUCGCGGCGACCGGGGAUAUCCCGACCCUGUCGAUCGUGCGGCCGACCAACCUGCUGUGGUGGGUGCCGCGCGGCGGGAUCGAGGAGAGCCUCACCCCGGUCUACGUCACCGGGCAGGUCAAGGGCAGCUAUCCCACUCAG